AUGGCAAAGUAUGUCCAGAGUGCUCCUGUUAGCAAUGAAGCAUUGCAGCACAAGGAGUUUCUCUUGGACAGCUUGUACAUGGAGCAACGUACCGAACUGAAUACCAUGGAGACCAUCAUAUUGGAUUCCAAUCUUCCUCAAAGGUUUGGCUGCAUUGCGGCUACUGAUUACGCCAUAUAUGAUGGCAUUGGCCUCGACAAGAAGCUUGUUGCGCGUGCACAGGGGCUAAAUAUGGCGGUUGGUGCAACAAAUGGAACCUGGUCGUUCUGUUUUAACAUGGUGUUCGUCGAUGAGAGGUUCACGGGCUCUAGCCUUAAGGUGCUUGGAAAUUUGGCAGAACCGUAUGAAGGUGAAUGGGCAAUCCUUGGAGGGACGGGUGAAUUUGCCUAUGCACAAGGUGUUGUAACCUUCAAGAAGAUCCAAGAAUUUGAAAACGGGAAAAGUAGGUUAAGGGAGCUUCAGAUCCGUGCCGUGUGCGUCAAAUUCUCGUCGUCCCUGUCAUUGCCUGUAAAGAUGGGGCCAUGGGGCGGAAACGGAGGCUCCAUUCAAGACAUGACCACAGGAAAACCGAUGCGCCUAGAAAGUGUGACAAUUCAUAGUGACAACAGCUGGAUUGUCUACUCCCUUGCAUUUACUUAUAUUGACAAACUUGGGAAGAGGCGCAAGGAGGGUCCUUGGGGUCCUGACAAAGGAACCAGUCAAACUAUUGAGUUUGGGCCUAAAGAGUAUGUGAGGGAAAUAUCAGGGACCAUUGACACUGUCAUAUCGUCACUUGUUAUCACGACGAACUUCAAAAAGUAUGGACCGUUUGGGCAUGAGAAGGGUAAUCGUUUCAGUGCUACUGUGCCAGAAAAUACAUGUGUUGUGGGAUUCUUCGCCAGGACCGGGAAUGCUCUAGAUGCCAUUGGUAUUUACCAUGGCCCCAUUGUGGUUUGA
Messenger RNA from Triticum turgidum subsp. durum (durum wheat), 936 nucleotides. The record is from the annotation of a GenBank genome assembly. NCBI's taxonomy places the organism in Eukaryota, Viridiplantae, Streptophyta, Magnoliopsida, Poales, Poaceae.